This is a messenger RNA of Podarcis muralis (Common wall lizard), 4110 nucleotides long. Its product is annotated as zinc finger protein RFP-like. Gene Ontology annotation, molecular function: protein binding; zinc ion binding. The record is from RefSeq and is a predicted model, not a curated record. Lineage: Eukaryota; Metazoa; Chordata; Lepidosauria; Squamata; Lacertidae.
CCUUGCGCAAUGUUUUGCCCGGGUCUCUGGCCCCCGCGCAGCCAAUGCGGCUCCCGCAGGAAGCCACGUGGAGCCUCCCCAGUCCUCCCCCCACGGGCCGCCCCCUUUCUCCUCCCCCUCCUCCUCCUCCUGCCAUCGCCGGGCAGCCAUGGCCACCGAGAGCCCCCUGGAAACUCUGCAGCGGGAGAUCACCUGCUCCAUCUGCCUGAGCUACUUCAAGGAGCCCGUGUCCAUCGAGUGCGGCCACAACUUCUGCCAGGCCUGCAUCGCGCAGUGCUGGGGCAAGGCGGACGCCGAGACCACCUCGUGCCCGCAGUGCCGCCGCUGGUCGCGCAAGAGGAGCUUCAGGCCCAACCGGGAGCUGGGCAACGUGGUGGAGGUGGCCAAGCGGCUCCGGCUGGACGCGGCCGCCACGCUGGCCGGCCAGCGGCUGUGCGAGAAGCACCAGGAGCCCCUCAAGCUCUUCUGCGAGGAGGACGAGACGCCCGUCUGCGUCAUCUGCAGGGAGUCCCGGGCGCACAAAGCCCACCCCAUGCUCCCCAUCGAGGAGGCGGCGCAGGACUACAAGAAACAAGUUGCCGCCCAUGUGAAAGUUCUGACAGAACGGAGGGAGAAGCUGAAGGAAUUGAAAGAAGACCUGGAGUGCAGAAGGCAGGCUGAUCAGGAUGAUGUACAAAGUGAGAAGCAGAAGGUGGAGUCUGAAUUUAAUCAGAUCCACGAGUUCAUGGAAAAAAUUGAGCGUUUCCUGGUUAUCAUGCUGAAGAAGUUUGACAAGGAGAUCGUGCACAGGAGAGACGUGGAAUCCAGCAGGUUCUCAGGGGAGAUUGAUCGCCUCGAUGCCUUGAUCAGCGAAGUUGAGAACAAGUGCCAACAGCCUGCCAGUGAAUUCCUGCAGGACAUCAGGAACAUUUUGAGCAGAUGUAAAGAAGGACAGAUUUCACAGAUGGCGGAAAUUGCUUCCUCUCCGACUGAGCUGGAAAAGAAACUUGGGCAUUUCAGUCUGAAAAAUAUUGUUAUCAAGGAGGCACUGGAGAAAUGUCGAGAGACAAUGAUAUCUGAAUUAGCAAAAGCAAGGACAAUGGAAGCAUCAGCUAAAAGGAUAAGCGUUACUCUUGAUCCCGACACAGCUCAUCCCCUCCUUGUGGUGAGCGAAGACAGGAAAAGUGUGAAACGUGGAGACAUGGUUCAGCCGCUGCCCAACAACCCCGAGAGAUUUGACUCCACUCUGAUUCUCCUGGGCAGCGAGAGAUUCGCCUCAGGGGUACAUUACUGGGAGGUGGAGGUGGGUAAUGGGCAGAACUGGGCCCUUGGCGUGGUCAAAGAGUCUGUGAUAAGGAAGGGACCUGUUGUCACUUGCCCCAAUGAAGGCAUCUGGGCUUUGGGACUCUGCGGGAAUGAGUACAGGGCUUUCACUUUAGCCGAGACUCGUCUGACCCUAGAUGAAGCCCCGGAGAAAAUCCAGGUAUUUGUGCAUUAUGAAAGGGGUUGGGUGGCAUUUUUUGACGCUGGUUAUAUGUCCCUCCUUUUUAUUUUCCAGUCAGCUAAUUUCUGUGGGGAGAGAAUUUGUCCUUUCUUUAAAUUGUGGGGCCUAACUACAGAGCUUAGAAUGUGCCCCUGAAAAUAGCCUCUGCAAUAUGUUGGUCCAGCUUGUUUUUGCAAUUCCAUUCCAUUCAUAAUUUUGUACAGAAACACAGAAAUUGGCAAAGAAUUUUCAUUUUGAAAGGAUUUUGACUUAACUCCAUGAAGAGAAGGAGCCUUCAUUUGUGGAAGAAGAGUUCCAUGAGCGCAAGCUCCUUCUAUUCACAGCUAAAAAGUUAGGCUCAAAAUCCGUUUUUUUAAAAAAUAAGUAAAGGAGCAAGUUUCUUCCUGUCCCAAACCAUUUUAAUUUAAAAGAAAACAACUUCUAAGUUCACAUAAUUCUAGAGAGGGAGAAAGAGCAUUUUGCAUCAUAAGAAACAUUUAAGUGCAGGCUGAAUAUUAUAAAUACAUUUCUAUACACUUUUAUAUUGUAUUAUCUCAGCUAGCAUUCAUAUUUCUACUUAACUUGCAUUCUCACCAUCCUCCCCACUGAUCUUAUUGGCUGGGGCUGAAAGGAGUCAAAGUCCGACAUCUCAAGGGCCACAGGUGCCCACUCUGGAUUUAAGCUAUGGUUUGCUUAACAAGCCAUGAGUUAAUUGCAAGUUGCUUCAUAGACAGACAAACCAUGGCUUGUUUCUCCAGAGUUUGGUUUGCUUGCUAGUUGCUUUUGCCUCAUUCCUUUGAAGCUUGGCAAGUGUCUGGGGUGGAAUGGCCAAACAGUUCACAGUUAAGGAAGACUGUACUGGGUUCACAUUUAACAGGAAGCCAUAGUCAAAACAAACCAAGUUUCAUAAGCCAGCCGCAAGCUCUGCUUUUAGAUUGUGGUUCGUUGACAGUAAACACACUAUUAAGGCUUUCUGUAGGGUUCACACAUAAUGCUCAGCCACGGUUUAAUAAACGAUAGUUUAGUCCGGUCAUAAACCAGACCUUGCGUAUGUAUAGGAGUUUAUUAAAUACGCACUUGUUUGUUCCCUGCAAUCCAGACAUCUUCCCUCAGGGCAGUGUCUGUGCUGCAGGAAUGCUUUCCCUCCCAACUCUCAGGCAGCAGUGCUUCUGUCACUUGGGAAACAAGAUGCUUUGCUCCAGGCUAGCAAGUUUAUGGUUAAUAGAAGUGUGCUCUGUGGCGCUGGUCUUCAGCUGGUGGGUUGCGGCCCUAUCUAAGGUGGGUCGCAAAAGGAGCACUACCUCCAUGCCAAUAUAUGGUUAAAGAUUAAGAAGUGGGUCCCCGAAUGUAUGUUGCACUGAAAAUUGGGUCCUGGGAAUGAAAAGGUUGAAGAUACCUGCUCUAAGGAACGUGGCUGUGUUUGACUUACUUGCACUGCAUCCAAUGGGUGGCCACUCGCAUCAGCAGUGGUGACCAACGCAACACCUGCUUCUCCCAUGUCAACACCGUCGGACGACCUUUCACAUGCUGCUUAUUACCAGUUUAUGAAAUAGAUGCUGCUGUACCACUUCAGCAUAUGAGCACUUAUCCUACCCCAUUUAUUUUAUUGUUAUUUGUUUCUUAAAAAGGAAGGCUUUCCCUUUUUCCAUGUCACUGGCACGCUGGGGGUCAUAGAAUUGUAGGGUUGCAAUCUAGUCCAAGCCCCUGCAAUGCAAGAAUGUCAACUCAAUCGUUCAAGACACAAUGACCACCCAAACUCUGCUUAAUAGCCUCCAGGGAAGGAGAGUUCACCAUCUCUUCUGGGAGUCUGUUCCACUGUCAAACAACUCUUCCUGCCAGAAAGUUAUUCCCAACGUUUAGUCAGAAUCUCCUUUCUUGGCAGCAAGUUGGCGGAAAGUGGUAUGUAUAACGCUUGCACCUUAGGAGCUUAUGUAAAUGAGUGCUUUGCUAAUUGCUGAAAUCCCAGUCACUUGUCCCCCUUGGUCUGGAUUUGUGCGGGACAUCUUAGUUAUGUUCAAAAUUGAUAACAUACUGCAUUGAAAUAGAAUGAAGACUUGAAAGAUGCAAAGAUUAAAAUGCAGUAGGUGUUCCCUACCUUGAUGGAUAAACCCAGAAAAGUAAGGAGGGUGUGCGGAGUAGUCCUUGGCUGUAUUUUCACUGCAUAGUUAAAUGGUUAUGGCUUUCCAGGAUCCCUGGAAUUUGUAGAUUUUCCACAACAGAAUUUGGAAAUAUCCAUUCCCACCAUCGGGAUUCCUUGUGAGAACAGCACAGUGGCUAAUCUAGCCUAGCUCAGGUUUACCAAAGCAGCCACAGCUUCAAUCCGUAAACCAGAUAAACUGGAGUCUUUGCUUUUAGGUUGUUAUGUCCUUUGUUUUUACUGCGACAAAACAGGAUUAAGGGGGAUUUGCUGGAUUAUGGCUCCACGUCUUACACACUUACCUGGGAAUAACUCCUCUCAAGCAUAAGACUUGCUUCUUAGUAAUCAUGUAUAGGAUUGCACUGUUAAGUGAUUUAUAAAUGGCUCCCAUGCUGACACAUCGGCACUUUUGGAAGAUGUGUUUCUUUUUUGUUAAGGUUCAACAGAUUUGCAUAUAUUUUGAUCCAGAAAACUGUCGUGUCAUUGCAUUAAAAUUCCUUUUGUGAACAGA